Molecule: messenger RNA, 3084 nt
Organism: Rana temporaria (common frog)
Lineage: Eukaryota; Metazoa; Chordata; Amphibia; Anura; Ranidae
Gene: FBXL19
Product: F-box and leucine rich repeat protein 19
Exons: 12
Coding region: 309-2270 (653 amino acids)
Biological process (GO): protein demethylation; regulation of transcription by RNA polymerase II
Molecular function (GO): protein binding; histone demethylase activity; zinc ion binding
Source: RefSeq, a predicted model, not a curated record
AUUAUACACCCCCCCCACCACCGUCAUCUGCCCCCUUUAGCCUGAGACAGAACCACCCUUCUUCCAGCUGACAGGUCCUCUUUGUAGACUGAUCCGUAUUCUGCACAGUACUGCGAGGAUUUAUGGAUCCCAGAAUCCUCUCUGUGAAGCUGGAACUGUGAUUGGACAGAGAUCCCCCCGGUGGGGCUCAUCGGCGUGUCGCAGAGGGGAGCCGCCUUCUGAUCAUGAUCGCACUGAGACACAGACUGGUCGGAUCAGUGGAGAGCAGGUGUGGGUGCAGCUGAGGCAUCGCACGGCUCCAGUGGGAGAUGUCGGCAAAGGGCCUGGGAGCUGCGCGGCGCAGGAGGACGCGCUGCCGAAAGUGUGAAGCCUGUGUGCGCACCGAAUGCGGCGAGUGUCACUUCUGUAAAGACAUGAAGAAAUUUGGGGGUCCGGGGCGCAUGAAGCAGUCUUGUCUGAAGAGACAGUGCACAGCGCCCGUACUCCCCCAUACUGCCGUGUGUCUUCUGUGCGGAGAUGCCGGGAAGGAAGACACUGCCCAAGAUGAGGAUCAGAAGUUUAAUCUGUCGCUCAUGGAAUGUACCAUUUGUAAUGAGAUUGUUCACCCCGGCUGUAUCAAGAUGGGCAAAGCCGAAGCGGUUAUUAACACUGAGAUUCCAAACUGCUGGGAAUGUCCAAGAUGUAAGCGUGAAGGGCGGACCUGCAAGGAUCCCCUGGACGGAUCGGGGAAAAAGCGUCCUGAUAACGGUGAAGACGCUGUGCGAUGGAAACUGACGGACGAUACUGCCCCGGGUAAGAAGAAAACCGAUGAGAAUCAGGGACACAAAAGGAAGAAGGAGCCGGUGCAGGAUGUGGCAGCGAAGAAAAAGAUAAAGGCUGAGAAAGAUAAGAAAAUUAAAAAGGAACCUCAGACGCCAACGGAACCCACUCCAGUGCUGGACCGCUCCCACCAGCGAGAGAAGAUCGAGCGCUUCAAGCAGAUGUGUCAGAUGUUGGAGAGAGCUCGCAGCACCACCUCCAGUUCCAGCUCCGAUUCCGACUCGGAUUCCGACUCCAAGGGCUCGCCGGGGAGCAGCGGGACAGGGGAAGGCGGGGAUAGCAGGACCUCGCGUGUCAGCUUCAGUACCAGCUCAGACGAGGAAGACGAUAAAGGAAGCUCUACAGAUGGACAAAAUGGCACCAGGAACGGCAAACAGAAGUCGCCGAGAUCAAAUUGCCGGGAGAAGGAGAACCGGAGAAGCACGGGGGCCGCUGUUAAGAAGGGAACUUGUAGCAGAAAUGCGGUACAACCCUUGUCCAGGAGCCAACUCUUAAAAAGGCCGCUGGUCCCCUCUCCGCCAAAGCCCCCUCCCCUGCAGCUAGAGAGACACGUGGUACGACCCCCUCCACACAGCCCUGAACCAGACUCUCUUCCCCUGGACAGUGGAACGGACCAUGUCAUGCAGAGGGGGGUCUGGCUAUCUGUGUUCAGGCACUUGGGACAGAAGGAGCUGUGUGUUUGUAUGCGGGUGUGCCGAACCUGGAACCGGUGGUGCUGCGAUCGACGCCUCUGGACCUCCAUCGACUUGAGCAGGCGGAAAUCAAUCACCCCUCCGAUGCUAAGUGGUAUAGUCCGACGACAGCCGGUCAGACUAGACCUGAGCUGGACCAACAUAUCUGAGAAACAGCUGACCUGGCUGAUACACAGACUGCAGGGAUUAAAGGAGCUUCUAUUGGCUGGCUGUACAUGGAGCGCAGUCUCCUCUCUGUGCACGGCCUCCUUCCCCUGCCUGUCUCUGCUGGACCUCGGCUGGGUACAGGGCAUGAAAACCUCCCACCUCCGAGAGCUGCUCUCAGCCCCCUCCACCGACUGCAAGACAGUUGUGUCGGACCCCCGGGGCCGGUUGCCCUCCCUCUCUGAGCUGCGCCUGUGCGGUUUGGAUAUGGGGGACUCCGCCCUGCGUUUGCUGCUUCGCCACACUCCUCGUCUCAACCGGCUGGAUCUUAGUCACUGCGUCCAAAUCAGUGAUCACGGGAUCCACAUACUGACCGCAGUCACCUCUCCGCUGAGGGACAGCCUCACUCACCUCAACCUCACAGGGUGUCACCGUCUGACUGACCAAUCUUUGGCCUUCUUCAAGCGCUGCCCCCACCUGCAGUUGGUGGACCUGCGUUCCUGCCGCCUCCUCACCAGCGAGGGUUUUCAGCGGUUGCUUCAGGAUCCUCCCUCCGAGCCCAACGUGAAACCCUUCCAAUGCGCCGAGGAGCAAGUCCUGAGCCGGGAGACCUAGCGGUGCAAGGAAAGGCCUCUCCACACGGCACUCCUGCCCCAGAAAAAGGGGGCUAUUCUACUGUAUCUGCCUCUUCUACCUGCCCAGAUACUGCUGCUGGGCCUGGAAAGUGAGGUUGCACUGAACUCCUUGACUUGACGCUGCAAAUGUGCCAGCCAGCGGUAGCCGGAAGCUGUCGCUGCGUCUGAGAUUUGAGCGGUUCUUCGUUGGGGGGGGGAAGGAACUUUUCACCUGGACUUGACCGUUGGGGUGUGGACACCUCGAAUAUAUUAAAGUGUAGGGGGGGGGGGGACACAGAUGGGCUCAAUACCUCUUUUGCAGCCCAUCGUGGGCUUGUUAAAUCCAUGGUCGCCCUUUCUCUACCCCUGCUGCAUUCUCCUGACAUGAGGCAAUGCAUGCACGGCAGCGCUAGCGCAUGCCAAGGAGAGGGGCAACGGUUUACUGUUAUUAAAGGGUCUGGGUCGUGUUUUUUUUUUUUCUCUCCAGGGGGUGGGUUAAACUCUGCAGGAUGGAUUUAAGGGGUUUGGGAUGUACUUGAUGCCACAUAGUUUCUUUUUUCGGGGAGGGUGGUGGGGAGGAACAGAGGGUUGCUGGGUAAUUCGGGGUACAAAACUGCAGGGUUCUAAGGGUUCAGCUUAUUUGCUCACUGAAUCCCGUCCCGCUAAAGGCGCUUAGGAGGGUUUGAGAGGCAGAAGCGCCUCUAGCCUUAUUCUCAGGGUAAGGGCGAUCUGUGCCUGGCGUGUCACGGUGCCGGGCACAUUGAUACCGAGUAACUUCUUAUCUCACUGGUGUUAUUAAAGUUUUACUCCACCCA